This is a messenger RNA of Mesocestoides corti, 720 nucleotides long. Lineage: Eukaryota; Metazoa; Platyhelminthes; Cestoda; Cyclophyllidea; Mesocestoididae. The record is from the annotation of a GenBank genome assembly.
UGUGAUACUGGGGUUGAAGUGGGGACUAGUGGACUGCUUUCCCACAUACAGGACGUGCAUGUUUUUCCGCAAAUUUCGAAGAAGUCCCGUUAUACUUGUUGGUGGAGUGGCUGUAAAGUCUAUGGACGUCCCAGUGUUUCAUCAAACUGGCUAUCACGACAUGUUCAGCAGCAUUCAGAGGCUAAAGGCAAACCGUUCUCGUGUAUUUUUGAUGGUUGUUUUCAGCGAUUUUCCUCCUCGAAUUUACUUGAACGGCACAUUGAUCGUCAUCACGUAAACCCUGAUGCUUUAUGCGGAGGCGCGUCCACUAAGAGGUCUGGCUCUUUACCAAUAAUGCUUGAAAAAACUAUUUGUGGCAAUAGGAAUCCAGUAAGUGUCAAAAAUUGUUCCCGACGGGUAGCGAAAAGAAAGAAAAAAUUGCGGUAUUUCCGAGGUAAGUAUUUUCCUAUUCAAAGCAUUCCUAUAUUAUGUUUUUUCCCGAUGUUAUUGAUUAGGCGCAUAUCCCAAGCCGAUGAAUGCCUAUUCGUGGUUACUUUAGCCGCUAUUUUAUGGGGUUUUGUGGCUAUUUGUGUUCGUUACCGCUCACAACUCCCACACUAUGUGAAAUCUAUCUGCAUACGAGCAUCAUUUGUUCUUGUGCUUCCUUCCUUCGAUAAAAUAUCUCGCUUUUUUAAAGUAUUGACUUUCCUUUUGUGUAUGACUAAUGGCAUAAGUCGUUAG